Babesia ovata is the source of this 1866-nucleotide messenger RNA. Its product is annotated as POC1 TETTS ame: Full=POC1 centriolar homolog, putative. The record is from RefSeq and is a predicted model, not a curated record. The transcript has 7 exons. Bases 1 to 1866 code for a protein of 621 amino acids. Gene Ontology annotation, molecular function: protein binding. NCBI's taxonomy places the organism in Eukaryota, Apicomplexa, Aconoidasida, Piroplasmida, Babesiidae.
AUGUCCAAUGGUGAUGCCAGCGCGCCGUCCGAGGAGGCUCCCUCGGAUCAGACGGUAGUUUCGCCGGCGUCCCUGCCGAAGCGCGCUAUACGCCUACACCUUAACAAAACCCUCAAGAAAAACCAGACUCUCUGCGACAGUUGGGAUCUGCUUGCAUACGAGAGUUGCUUGAGCUGCGUAGAGGGUGGUCAAGUUGAAAAGGAUGCGAGAAAGGUUAGGGUGCGCGUGCCGGUUAACGUUCCGAGCGGCCUCGACGUGCUUACCCACGUGCGUUACCUCAAUAAGCGCAAACUGGAGAGCGCGCUUUCUGACGUAGAGGUGAACAGUUUUAUCAACUGCGGAGGAAUAGUGGCGUCUGUGGAGGUUGUGGGACCCUUCACGUUUGACGAGAGGGAAGAGUACAGCGUGUUCACAGUCGCCAGCUGCAGUUGUGCAGUUCAACCUGACGAAGGCCCAUCCAACUAUCUCGUUCUGCAUGAGAUUGUCGUUAAGCCGCAUUCUGCUGAAAAAUCGGCAACCUCUGCCAACUGUGUCGUGGACAUUCACAAACCCCGUCUGACAACAGUGUCGCCACUUACGGGCCGUUCAUGUGUUGGAGUGGAAUGGAUAAACGGAGAGAACUUUACGGCUACCAACGAGGAUACUGCCGACGACCAGUUGUUCCUGGCCCUUCUGAUGAAAGAUGGAAGUAUUGAGUUAUGCAAGAUUGACUUGGGAUGUGCCCUCACAUAUAAUGAAGUUGUGUCUGACGAGAAAGAAAUCCCCUACGACCCACCUAUUCUGUUAUGGAGUUACGACACGAGGUUGGAUAUUCCCAAUCAGCGUAUAAACGCCCUGGCGGUGUCUUAUGAAACAGCACCCCGUUAUCCUUAUUCACAUCAGUCGUCCGUAAUAUACACCACGCACACAGUGGCAACGGAUGCUGCGCCUUCGUCAGUACCCCAGCGCAACACAGUAAUUGUGGCUGGCGGGACCAACGACGGAUACGUGUACAUAUGGAAGUUUGAUUGGGAUGAGAUGCGCCGCACGUCUGGUGAGAAGGACGGGUUCUCGCCCUUCUUCAGCCAGAUGAUGCCGAUAUUCGUGGACCCCCAAGACGCCGAGCCAUCCCACCGCGUUGUUUCGCUGCACUUUCUGCCAUCGCCACAGUCGUAUGUGUUGGCAAUCGCCACGUACAUGGGGAACGUCAUCACCUGGGACAUCCGCAAUGGCACUCUCGAGGGUGAGAUGUGCGCGUACUACACCAUAAACCGCCCCGUCACAACCGCACGUUGGACUGAAAACAGACAGUUCCUCCUGCUAGGUGGAACUUCCGUGAUGUGCAUCGAAUGGCAUUCGAAGUGGGGAAUGACGACACUGGCAUACGACCGCGUUCCGCGGGUUGCUUACUAUGGCACCUGUGACAACAUCUGCUGGUCCAUGGAUUCAACAGCUAACAUGGCGUACUUCGUGUAUGACGAUGGGUUGUUUGUUCAGACGCCCAUCAUAACGCUGACAAGGAAACCCCUGCAAGACGUCAUGACCACUUAUCUGUGGGAACCCUUCAAUCGAGAUGAUGAAGAAGUUGCAAGCCUGGGACUGGACGAUACCCAGGACCCCAUGACACAAGCGCAGGAGUUAGCGGAACUCCAGUUUAGAAUGGACUUGAGAUCCAUUCGCUCACACGGCAUCUGCAUAACUCGCAACGGAAACAGAUACCGCGGCCCCCGUAAAAGCAAGGGGGGCGUGGAACGGGUCAUUCGCAACAAGGUGUACUCGCAUCACUGUGUGAAAGCGCGAACCAUGCGUUUCGGCGAGUGCGAGCUGUCCUUUGUAGCCUACGGCGGAAACACCGGCCUUUUACACGUGAUAGUUAAGCUUGACUAG